AUGACGCUUCGAAGAGUCACAAUUCUAAGAAAGAAGGACACCAAGUUUGGUAUCAUUUUUUGUAGGAAGUCGCCGCACAGUCCAUUGACCAUUCAAUCGAUGCUGAAGGAUGGCGUGUUCUAUGGUCAGGGUUUUGCACCUGGGAUGGUAGUCACCGAGAUCAACGCUAAACGUGUACAAUGGGAAACGCCAGUGGAAGCUGCAAUGAUGCUUCAGAAUACUCCUAUCGGAGGGUUUGUUUCAAUUGUAGUUGAAAUUUUCUGUGCAGUAGGCAAGAGGCACAGCAAGUACACGCCCUGGGGCUUGUACCUAGUAAGACCAAAAGAGUCUUCAGGUGUAAUCAUUGCAAAGGUUACUGGUCAAUUUGAAAACACUGAGUUGAGGGAAAAUAUGAAAAUCAUUGAGAUCAAUGGCGAGCCUUGUCCUAGAAGGGCACGAGAUGCUUUCAAAAUAUUGGACGAAACAAAGCAUGAAUUACAAAUAACAGCAGUGAACCUGCAUAUUGUAGACGUUGAUGAAAACUGGCCCAAACCAGGAGUUCCGGAGACAGUGACCCCGAAUCCAGAGACUGCACCUGGGAACAUUGCUUGUGCACUGGAUGGUUACGUCAGUGUCUUCGGUUGUGGCUUUGUUGCUGAAGGUGAAGGUCAAAACCCAAAAAAACAAUUACGAUCAAUGAGAGAAAUGAAGUCCAUAACUUUUCCACUCUCCGCAGAAUACUACAAGAAGACUCAGGGUGGAGCAAAAUCGAGCCCAUCUCAACACGCGCCUGUGGCAAAGAAGCCACGAAAGAAACCCAAAAAUACACGAUCAUUCUUUGAAAUAUGGACCCAAAGAUGGCGAGACGAUUCCAUCUCAGAAACUAGCCUCGAGGAAGGCCCCAGUGAAGAAGAUCCGGAUGUUGUCUACGAGAAGACGAAGAAAUCAAUAUUUAAGAAAUUGGUUCCAAGAUUACGGAAGAAGACAUCGAUCAGCACUUCGGACUCGGUAGCACUCCCGUAA
Molecule: messenger RNA, 1002 nt
Organism: Cylindrotheca closterium
Lineage: Eukaryota; Bacillariophyta; Bacillariophyceae; Bacillariales; Bacillariaceae
Source: the annotation of a GenBank genome assembly